AUGUCACAUUCAACGACACCUCAGCGACCAGAUCCUGUCUGGGGCAUCGAUAAUGACAUCAAGGUGUGGAACCUGAGGCAGAAUAAGCUGGUCUACAGUAUGCAUGGUCAUGGUGAUUCUCUGACUGGACUCAGCCUGAGCUCAGAGGGGUCCUACCUCCUCUCAAACUCCAUGGACAACACAGUGCGUAUUUGGGACGUCCGUCCGUUUGCUCCCAAGGAGAGGUGUGUGAAGAUAUUCCAGGGGAACAUUCACAACUUUGAGAAGAACCUUCUGAGGUGUUCCUGGUCCGCUGACGGCAGCAAGAUUGCAGCAGGCUCAGCCGACAGGUUUGUAUAUGUGUGGGACACCACGUCUCGUAGGAUCCUGUACAAGCUGCCAGGCCAUGCUGGGUCAGUCAAUGAGGUCGCCUUCCACCCUGAGGAGCCUAUUGUCCUCUCUGGUGCCAGUGACAAGAGACUCUACAUGGGAGAGAUUCAGUAGGUGUGUGUGU
This is a messenger RNA of Oncorhynchus gorbuscha (pink salmon), 493 nucleotides long. Its product is annotated as U5 small nuclear ribonucleoprotein 40 kDa protein-like. Lineage: Eukaryota; Metazoa; Chordata; Actinopteri; Salmoniformes; Salmonidae. The coding region runs from base 1 to 483 and encodes 160 amino acids. The transcript has 6 exons. Gene Ontology annotation, cellular component: catalytic step 2 spliceosome. Gene Ontology annotation, molecular function: protein binding; RNA binding. The record is from RefSeq and is a predicted model, not a curated record.